Messenger RNA from Parnassius apollo (apollo), 2439 nucleotides. The record is from the annotation of a GenBank genome assembly. Lineage: Eukaryota; Metazoa; Arthropoda; Insecta; Lepidoptera; Papilionidae.
AUGCCAGACUGGACAUGGCUUCUGCUCGCGGCGCUGUUCGGGGCUUUCUCUGCGUUGGCGGUACCCGUGGCUAUCCUGGUCUAUUUCCUGCGGCCGUUUGAAAAGAAACCACUCAUGGAGGAACAAUGUACCACGCCAGUCACUUUGCCUCCUGAGAUACUUAACGAAUUGACAAGAGGCGCUGGCAGCACGCCUGAAGGUGUCUUAAACGCAAUGCUGCAGUUCAUAUUCCAGCAAAGUACGGCUGACACACGCUGGCUGCGACGCCGAAUGGCUAAUGAGCUAGCAGAACUGCUUGCGAAGACCUCUUCUGGGAAGAUCUUUGAAUCCUUGACGCUUCGUUCACUAGAAGUGGGCACAGAGUUUCCCAGUUUAGCGAAUCUGCAGUUAUUGAGCGGGGAGCUUGAGGAAGAUGGCGCCCGCCUGCGCUCCCUUGACAUUAGAUUCAAUUUAACGUAUGAUGGCAACUUCAGAAUCGACGUGGAUGCCGUUAUGUUAUUAGGAAAAAUCGCUAACAUAUCAAUUACAGUGGAAAGCAUUAGUGGUAAUGUACGCUUGAUGUUCCGACGGACUCCGUACACGCACUGGGCUUUAGCAUUUGAGACACCACCGAAGCUAGAGCUCCGCGUUCGAGGACGCUUCCAAGGAAGACAGCUGAAGCCCCGGCUGGCUUCAUUAGUAGCUGCCCAUAUUAGACGAGCGGUGGCACAAAGACAUACGCUUCCUAAUUACAAGAUACGGUAUAAGCCAUUCUUUCCUAAGUCAGAACCUGGUAGCACAGAAGGAGAGGAUGGGCCAACGCCACAAGGGCGACUAACUGUACGGCUAGUUGAGGUUACUCGUUUGCAAUGGUCUGGCGGCAGCGGUAUAGUUCGCGCUGCAUUAGCCGUGGAUUCUCAUGGAUGGGUAUCCCUACGCCGAGGAGUUCUCGUCCUAGACAUAGUUCUACCGGCGGUAACGGGCCCAUUGGGUCUGGUAUGCUGUCAAGGUGUGGGUGUGGUGCUGGUGGAUACUGUGGUGCCGAUGUCACCUGCUUACCGGGCUGAUCUCCGUCGCGACGAUGUCGUGCUCGCUAUUGACAACAAACCUAUCAAUAACGUCGCACAGGUGGGCAAGUUGCUUCGUAGUGUGGAACGACGUGCAGUGACGGUGAGAGUACGUCGUGGUGGAACAGGAGGAACCGGGGCGGGAACGGGUGGAAUUCGGAGGGAGGACGAGCCUCGUCGGCUGCGCACAAAUUUCUCCUUCCGUCGAGUUUCUGAAGUUAUGGAAGGGGUACGGCUCCAAAGUAUGCGUGCAGCUGCUUCUAGAAAUAACUUAAUGGAAACUGAUUCUCCUGUGAAGGUAUCAGAGCUGCAAAACGAAACGGAACCAAAGCAAAAGGGUGAAGCAUCACGACAAGUCACUAAAACUUCUGAACAACCCGGUCCAGGCAACUAUGGUUUACGAAAACGAAGAUGUUCUGUGGAAAACAAGUCUUCCGACAGCUCCACUGGUAGUACUCCGCCCGCUUCAGGAGCCAGUACACCCCUCAGACAAGCCACUGUCGUCAACAAAAUCGUCAAACAUCCUGAUAUACCUAUAAUUAAAACUGAUUCCUCCGAAUGCAAAUCAGAAAAAACUGACAGCAUACUUGACGAAGAAGAACAAAUAUUCGAGACGGGUGGACCGCGACAGAGUGAACAUGUCGAGAUAUGCCAAAUGUUUUGGACUAAAAGCGUUCAACUUAAACCUAUUAUACCCUUCGACGAAGAGACUGAUUUUAAAUUGAACGAGAAUCACAAAUAUUUAAACAUUAAUGUUUGGGCGACUGUACCCGGUGAAAAGGAAGAAGUAUUAUUGGGGUAUCUGAAUAUACCACUGGCAGCUUUAUUAUCGGAAUGCCAAGAUUCAACAGUGCCACAUCAUAUGAAGAGGUAUCAAUUCCUACCGCCUGAUGUGGACAUUAAAUUCAGCAAAAGCCACAAACUUGCUUCGCAUGCCGGCUUCGAGCCAUGCCUGUGCUUUGGCGACGCUCUCGUGUGGUGGGAGUGGGAAGGAGCUGGUGACGCUCGUACGACGCCACGCUCCGCACCACGCGGUGUAACUCCCCCCCGUCCGCAUAAACCAGCACGUGCAGCCCACGACUUCGUGCGCACGCACUUCCAUAGAUCGACGCAGUGCGAUUUCUGUAAUAAAAAGAUAUGGUUAAAAGAUGCCAUGCAAUGUAGAAACUGUGGAUUAUGCUGUCACAAGAAAUGUGUUACGAAGUGUCAAGAGUCAUCGCCUUGUAUACCAAAGCAGGACCGAGAUACUUCAACAGGAGGCGGAUGUUCACCUCCAGAAUUAAUUAUGACGGAACCUGACUCCAUGCUUGAUCCAUAUUCUGAUGAAGAAGAUAAGACUGACAGAAAGGACUCCUUAGACGUGCAUGAAGAAGACGAACUAUUCAAAUGCUGA